Messenger RNA from Drosophila ficusphila, 4773 nucleotides. It is a transcript of the gene aop, whose product is annotated as ets DNA-binding protein pokkuri. The record is from RefSeq and is a predicted model, not a curated record. Gene Ontology annotation, cellular component: nucleus. Gene Ontology annotation, biological process: regulation of transcription by RNA polymerase II; cell differentiation. Lineage: Eukaryota; Metazoa; Arthropoda; Insecta; Diptera; Drosophilidae. The transcript is spliced from 4 exons. The coding region runs from base 945 to 3164 and encodes 739 amino acids. Gene Ontology annotation, molecular function: DNA-binding transcription factor activity, RNA polymerase II-specific; sequence-specific DNA binding.
CGUUCAAAACGUUAAAAUUUGUCGAGGCAGUCGGACGUGCUCAAGUGUCGCUGCUGAAAGAAAAUUCUGCUGUAAAUGCCAAACUAAUAUGAUUUAAAUUGAUUAAUUCACAAUUAAUAGAAUUUAAUUCGUGCGGCGUAGUCGAAUAACGGUUGUUUCCGCAGCCAACUUAACUCGGUGUAUUUACCCAAGUGCGAAAGUGUGUGUGCGAAACGGAAUCAAGAAAUAAACAAGAGCGACGGCAGCAACAACACGGCAAAACGCAACAAGAAGUGUAAGCAAAAGUGAAGAGGAAGACGAAAGAGGAAAUGCUUAAGUACAACAACAAGAACGGCAAAUAAACGAACAAAACGCUAGAGUGCAAGUGCAUCGCGUGAGUGUCUUACAGUGUGCGUGUGCGUUUGUGUACAUGCUUUGGCGUGUCUGUGUUGGUUAGGCGGCGGAAGUAGAAACGUUUGACUUGUUCUUCUGCUUCGCCUUUUUGUUUGCUCCGCUUUGCGGCUGACAUUCGUCGCAGGGAAACGAAACGAAAACAAAAACAGAGAGCCAGGAUUAGCCCCAAAAGCACACAAGACCGCCGCCCACUCACUUCCCCCCUCGAAAAACAGAAACAACAACAAUGGCAACUUGGCGCGACGCCCUCUUCGUCAUCAGCAGAUAACAACAAGAAAAACAUCGAAUUAACAACAACAAAGCAACGAAGCAAAAGCUAAAGCGUUCUGGGAUCUGGACAAUAUCCGCUUCCGCGUUGCUUCUGUCGCUAAAAAGCUCAAGAAUCGAAGCCCAACGAGAACAGACAAAUUCACUCACUCGCCUUGCAGUACGUCACCACAGUGCACAGUGGAGCAAACAGAUAAUACCACUUAAAGGCAACACUAGUGGCUCCCACUGACCCACUGAUACGGAUCCGCUGACCAGGACACUUCCUUACACACUGCGGCUGCAUGUCCAAAAUGAAAAUGCUCCCAGUACAGUUAUCGUUGAACUCGCUGAAUCCCGGCAUCUGGAGCGAUGUGCUCUGGCGCUGCCCCCCGGCGCCGUCCAGCCAGCUGGCGGAGCUGAAGACACAGCUGCCCCCCUCCCUGCCCUCCGAUCCGCGCCUCUGGAGCCGCGAGGAUGUGCUCGUCUUCCUGCGGUUCUGCGUCCGCGAAUUCGAUCUCCCCAAGCUCGACUUUGAUCUCUUCCAGAUGAACGGCAAGGCGCUGUGUCUGCUGACGCGCGCGGACUUCGGCCACAGGUGUCCGGGCGCAGGCGAUGUGCUGCACAACGUGCUCCAGAUGCUGAUCAUAGAGUCGCACAUGAUGCAGUGGCAUCUGCCCAACAGUCCAGUGACGCCCACCAGUCGUUAUCCCCUGUCGCCGCACAGCCAUCCGCCGACGCCCACGUGGCCGCCACUGAACGCUCCGCCGGAGAACAGUCCCUUCCACAGUGCGGCCCACGGGCUGGCGGGUCACCACUUCAUGGCGCCGAACUCCGUGACGCUGAGUCCCCCGCCCUCGGUGGAUUCCCAGGCGAGUAGUCCGCCGCAGGCGCCCUACCAAAACGGAGCAGCCGCUGCCGGAGCAGCCGGCGGAGCAGGAGGAGCCGGAUCAGGAGGAGGGCCGUCGAGCGCUGCAGGCGGAGCCACCAACAGCAGCAAUCCCACAUCGUCGAGUGCCAGCAGCACCGGAAGCAACGGCUCCCAGCCGAGCAUCAUGCCCAUGAAGGGCAUCAGCAGUGCCAGCAGCAACCACUCCGACUCCGAGGAGGAGUACGCGGAGACCAGUGGCGGAGCCGGCAAGCUGCCACCAGCUCCACUCUCAUACAGUACGGCCAGUCCGCCGGGCACACCCAUACUGAAGGACAUCAAGCCGAACUGGACGCAACAGAUGACGAAUAGCUUUGUGAACUCGUGGUCGCAGCAGCAACAGCAGCAGCAGCAGCAACAGGCAGCCGCCGUUGCAGUGGCAGCAGUCCAGGCGCAGCAGCAACAGCUGCAGCAACAACAGCAGCAGCUGCCCCAGAAGCUGACCCUGGACAACACCGCUGGCCCAGUGGUGACCCCCGCCGGAGGAUCGAUCUCCGCCCCGACGACGCCCAGUUAUAUGUACAAAGCCAAGCGGGAGUUCUUUCCCGAGAACUCGGAGCCCAAUACAAAUGGUCGCCUGUUGUGGGACUUUCUGCAGCAGCUGCUCAACGAUCGCAACCAGAAGUACAGCGAGCUGAUAGCCUGGAAGUGCCGCGAUACGGGCGUGUUCAAGAUCGUCGAUCCCGCCGGCCUGGCCAAGUUGUGGGGCAUCCAGAAGAACCAUCUGUCCAUGAACUACGACAAGAUGUCGCGUGCCCUGCGCUACUACUACAGGGUGAACAUACUGCGCAAGGUGCAGGGCGAGCGACAUUGCUAUCAGUUUCUGCGCAAUCCCACGGAGCUGAAGAACAUCAAGAAUAUCUCGCUGCUGCGGCAAACGACGCCGGCGAACGGCAACGGCGGCGGAUCGUCGAUGCCGCAGGGCAGCAACCAGGCGCCCGGAAGUCCUGCUGGUCAGAAUUGGAACACCCAGCAACAGCAGCAGUCCCAGCAGCAGCAACAGCAGUCGCCCCAGCGUCCCGCCUCGCGGAACGGUCCGAUGAGCCUGCCCGCCGUGGCCGCGGUGGCAGCAGCAGCUGCUGCGGCCUAUGGCCCGCCGCCCACAUCCCCACUCUUCAUGCACGCGAUCAAUGGAGCCUUCCACUACCUUUCGGCGGCGGCAGCUGGUCCGCCACCCAAUUCCCCUGCCCUGAACACCCCGUCGGCUGUCGGAGGACCCGACAAGUUCCAGUUCCAUCCCCUGAAGCUGGAGAACGGCUCGGGAUCCGGUUCGGAAAGCGCUGGCGAGGAUCUGAAGCCCACGGACCUGAGUGUGAGCAGCAAGAGCAACGCCACCAGCAACGAGGAUUGCUACCCACUCAUCCGCAAUGCUGACGGUCUGACCACCAUCAAGCUGAUACGCUGCAACGAUCACCUGGGUGCCCCGUCGCCAUCGGAGCUGUCGCCCAAGCCGGAUGACCAGCAGCCCGCCGCCUCCAAUGCGAGCAGCUCACCCAGGCCGAUGGAUCAGGCCAGCGAUCAGGCUCAGCCAAUGCCCAUGGAAAGCGAUUUCAAUGGCGGCGAGUCGGAGGACUCCUUCCGGCACAUGCGGCAGUAGGAGAAGCAUCAUGAGCGUCCUGUGACAAUCGCCCGACUACUUCUAUCUUCCACUCCCUCCUGAGCACACACAGCAUUACCUGAGCUACAUAAAUUGGGACCAGCAAAAGAAGCGCACAGACAUUUCGACAGACAACCUGCUGGACAUAGAUCUGGAUGCCUUUCAGUUAGAAUGGAUCGUUUAGCAAUGCUAUGGAUUGUAUAAGCAGAAAGUAAUCUUUAGAUAACUGUGCUAAAUCAGACAUCCAAAGUUUACUUUCCACUCCAGCAUUUCGUGGUGAAUGCAAAACGAUUCGCUCGGCUUACUGUAUAUAGAAAUCACACCUGCAUAAACAAACACACCAUCAUACAUACAUAUAUUUUAUAAAUCAAGCCUAUUUAUUAAGCUAAGCUAAGCGAGAGCAGUGUGCAUGUAAUUUCGUUGUUGUAAGUAGAUUUCUUGAGCCGGCGCAGCGCAGCCUUCGAUUAUGUGCCAAUUUCUACAUUUAUCAAACAAAAAAAAAAGCCUAACCAUAAGCGUUCAUUCGUCAAUCAUAUGAGUAAAUGAUAGCGAUUAAGGAGUAAACCUAGAGAGUAGCUUAGACCGUAAGUGUUGCCACCUUUGAGCUUUACAAAUGUUGCCUCAACAAUGGUUUCAAAUUUAUGAAAACAGAAAACCAACAAACGUUGUUAAAAUCGAAAGAAAGUGAAGAGAAUAUGAAAUUUGAAUUGUUGGCGAAAUCGUUAAUUAAUAUACAAAUCAGCAUAGAAAGAGUUUUUUGUAUACAACAAGGCAAAUUGAUUUCAUGUGAUAACAACAGAAUUAUCUUUGAUUCACAUUGGCUGAAUGGUCAAAAAAAAAGCAGUUCUAAAAGGGCAAAGCUGAAACAGUUUGCCGGGUGGGACUGCUCUUUCUUCGAGAUCAGCCUGAAAAGAGAGCUUUCAAAAUUCAAUUUCAAUUGAGACCCUAGCCCUAGAUACACUGCAACAUGAUAACAAACAUUAUAAAAAAAACAUUGGCUUCCAUUUUUAUAUAGCAAUGAUGAUGCACACAAGCAUAUAUAUGUAUACACGUUAGUUUUCUAUUAUUAUCAUUAUUAUUAUAUUAUUUUUACGUUAGCCUAAGCAGCUGCAAUUAAAUGGCAGCCCAGCAUUAGUAGUCGCGCCAAUGAAGGUGUUCACUUAAGCAUUAACAAUUUUAGUUUGUAAAACGCAUGCGAUCUUAACACCCACCCACCCACACGCCACCACCCACCACCCGCCCCCACUCACCUGCUAAAAAGAAGAAGAAACAAUAGAAAAUGUACAUUUGAAGCACUUUAUUAAUUAUAUUAAACAGAAUGAAGCGGAUUAAGGAGAGAUAUCAUCAAUGCACGUUCAUACAUUUAGCCAGUAGUGCAACUGUAAUUAUUAAUUAUUGAGUAGAUUUAUGGUAAUGAAUAAUUUUCUAUUUGUUUUUCGUACACCUUAAGUUUAAACACCGCCAAUAGCUAAUAAUUAGCACUCUAGUGUCGCCACAAUACCUGUUCUUCCAUUGAAAACUUUAAUUUUCGAUCAAUACAUAAUUUAUAUAUGUAUAAAAAAAGGAAACAAAUUUAUAUGCAAUAAAUAAAUUGAAAAGUGAAAUCCGA